This is a messenger RNA of Aureobasidium vineae, 720 nucleotides long. NCBI's taxonomy places the organism in Eukaryota, Fungi, Ascomycota, Dothideomycetes, Dothideales, Saccotheciaceae. The record is from the annotation of a GenBank genome assembly.
AUGUCGAACAACAGACCUCUUGCCUCGCCUCGUCCGAGAGGCAUUCUCAAAAAUGCUUCCUACCAUCGCGACUCGUACGAUGCCCGGGCAAGCCCUUCCUUGGACAUACAGAAAGAGCAGGAGGACCAGGAUGAAACCUCUCCCCUGAUAGCACCAAGACGUGAAAGUCUCGAGUCUGCACUCACCAUCUCGUCCAUGCCCUCUCCUGAGGACUCGGACAACUGGAACGACAUCCACACCGAAGAGACCAAGAGCCAAUGGUACCUGAUUCUCUUGACUCUGUCAAUCGGUGGCCUCCAGAUCGCCUGGUCUGUUGAGCUCUCCAACGGCUCGGUGUGUUCAGCAAUACCCCGCCUGAUAGCCUUCAUAACUGACCUUCCGACANNGCCAUAUCUACUCAGCUUGGGCAUUAGCAAGUCUCUUCUCGCGUUCGUCUGGAUCGCUGGCCCGUUGUCUGGUACAUUGGUCCAGCCUUAUGUCGGCAUCAAGAGCGAUAGAUGUCGCUCGCCGUGGGGAAAGAGAAGGCCAUUCAUUGUUGGAGGUGCUCUCGCGACCAUCAUCUCUCUCGUUCUGCUGGCAUGGACCAAAGAGAUUGUGCGAAACUUCUUUGCUCUCUUCAAAGUCGGCGCCGAGUCCCAGACUGUCCACGUCGUCUCGAUCGUGUGGGCCGUGAGCUUCAUCUAUAUUCUUGACUUCUCCAUCAACACCAGUACGUCUUGA